This is a messenger RNA of Onychomys torridus (southern grasshopper mouse), 1868 nucleotides long. It is a transcript of the gene Ccn1, whose product is annotated as cellular communication network factor 1. Gene Ontology annotation, cellular component: extracellular region. Lineage: Eukaryota; Metazoa; Chordata; Mammalia; Rodentia; Cricetidae. Gene Ontology annotation, biological process: signal transduction. Gene Ontology annotation, molecular function: protein binding. The transcript is spliced from 5 exons. Bases 176 to 1312 code for a protein of 378 amino acids. The record is from RefSeq and is a predicted model, not a curated record.
GCGCCUCAGAGCAGCGCUUGCAACCUCUGCGCCUCCUCCGCCAGAACCUCGAGAGAAGUUCGCCCGCAGCCUCGGCCCUAGCCUCACCGCGCUCCCGGAGCAUCCGAUCCCGCUGCUCACCGCCUUGUCGGCUUCCGUGUCGCCGCGCUCGUCCCGGCUCUUUCUGCGCGCCACAAUGAGCUCCAGCACCGCCAGGGCGCUCGCUGUCGCCGUCACCCUUCUCCACUUGACUAGGCUGGCACUCUCCACCUGCCCCGCCGCCUGCCACUGCCCUCUGGAGGCGCCCAAGUGCGCCCCGGGAGUCGGGUUGGUCCGGGACGCCUGUGGCUGCUGUAAGGUCUGCGCCAAGCAACUCAAUGAGGACUGCAGCAGAACGCAGCCUUGCGACCACACCAAGGGGCUGGAAUGCAAUUUCGGCGCCAGCUCCACCGCUCUGAAAGGGAUCUGCAGAGCUCAGUCAGAAGGCAGACCCUGUGAAUAUAACUCUAGAAUCUAUCAGAAUGGCGAAAGCUUCCAGCCCAACUGUAAACAUCAGUGCACAUGUAUUGAUGGCGCCGUCGGCUGCAUUCCUCUGUGUCCCCAAGAACUGUCUCUCCCCAAUCUGGGCUGUCCCAACCCCCGGCUGGUGAAAGUCAGUGGGCAGUGCUGUGAGGAGUGGGUCUGUGAUGAAGACAGUAACAUCAAGGACUCCCUGGACGACCAGGAUGACCUCCUUGGAUUUGAUGCCUCGGAGGUGGAGUUGACGAGGAAGAAUGAGUUAAUUGCAGUUGGAAAAGGCAGCUCGCUGAAGAGGCUUCCUGUCUUUGGCACCGAACCACGAGUUCUUUACAACCCUCUGCAUGGCCAGAAAUGCAUCGUUCAGACAACGGCAUGGUCUCAGUGCUCCAAGAGCUGCGGAACUGGCAUCUCCACCCGAGUUACCAAUGACAACCCAGAGUGCCGCCUGGUGAAAGAGACCCGGAUCUGUGAAGUGCGUCCUUGUGGACAACCAGUGUACAGCAGCCUGAAAAAGGGCAAGAAAUGCAGCAAGACCAAGAAAUCCCCAGAACCAGUAAGGUUUAAUUAUGCAGGAUGCUCCAGUGUGAAGAAAUAUAGGCCCAAAUACUGUGGCUCCUGCGUGGACGGCCGCUGCUGCACACCUCUGCAGACCAGGACCGUGAAGAUGCGGUUCCGAUGUGAAGAUGGGGAGAUGUUUUCCAAGAAUGUCAUGAUGAUUCAGUCUUGCAAAUGUAACUACAACUGCCCACACCCCAAUGAGGCACCGUUCCGCCUCUACAGCUUGUUCAAUGACAUCCACAAGUUCAGGGACUAAAUGCCUCCUUGGUUCCUAGUGUGGGGUGGAAAGAGGAGAUGUAUGAGCAUCGUGGAGACAUGGGUGGGGUGGUGGGGUGAAGGGGCUCAUUGUAGAAGGGAUGUCUUGCUCAUCAUUGAGUAGCAUUAAGGUAUUUCAAAACUGCCUAGGGGGCUGGUGUGGAUGGACAAUAAUGCAGCCGCAGUUGGGGAAUACUUCGCUUCAUAGUAUUGGAGCACGUGUUAAUGCUUCAUUUUGGAGCGUGUCGUGUGGAUGACGUUCUGUUUUCUGUUUGUAAAUUAUUUGCUAAGUGUAUUUUUUGCUCUGGAUCUUUUUUCCCCCUCUUGGUUCUACAAUUGUAAUAGAGAUAAAAAGAUUAGUUGGGCCUCGUGAAAGGCUUGUUUGUCCUCUGACAGAAGUCAAUGAAAGGGCCUCUCAUUCCUUCCUGAGGGAAGGGGACACUCUGUGAGUGUCCGAGAGGUAGCUACCUGCACUCUAAACUGCAAACAGAAACCAGGUGUUUAAGACUGAAUGUUUUUUAUUUAUCAAAAUGUAGCUUUUGGGGAGGGAGGGGAAA